AUGGAGCCAUAUUUGGAGUCAAUCGAUCCUGAUCGGAACCUGAUAGAGGCGUUCGUGGCUGAUUACUACCGCCACGGAUUAGUCGAUGUCGACACACUUGUGUGGCCUCGGGAGAAUAUAGGCAAACCAACAUUUUAUUUUCACGAAGACACCUUCGAGCCACCCAUCGCAGAGGAGAUUCGUGGGCCUUUCAUGGAUGCGUAUUAUCUUCUGUCGCGCAUUCCUCUUAUGCCAGAGAUGACAGACCCCAUCUUCGCCGGCCUUCUUAGACGUGGGUGGAAUAUGUUAGAAUUUGCCAACCUGUGA
Molecule: messenger RNA, 306 nt
Organism: Penicillium daleae
Lineage: Eukaryota; Fungi; Ascomycota; Eurotiomycetes; Eurotiales; Aspergillaceae
Exons: 1
Coding region: 1-306 (101 amino acids)
Source: RefSeq, a predicted model, not a curated record